This is a messenger RNA of Bicyclus anynana (squinting bush brown), 3059 nucleotides long. RefSeq names its product solute carrier family 35 member G1. The record is from RefSeq and is a predicted model, not a curated record. Lineage: Eukaryota; Metazoa; Arthropoda; Insecta; Lepidoptera; Nymphalidae. Bases 230 to 1267 code for a protein of 345 amino acids. The transcript has 2 exons. Gene Ontology annotation, cellular component: membrane.
UGUCAAAGUGAAGUGAAGUUCUGUCAAAUAUGAAAAGUGAAACAAUACGAAAUCUAUAAUUUAUUUGUACUAUUUGUAUUUGUAACAAUAUUCUUGGACCUGGGACCAAGAUAAUUGGCUAAAGGAACCAAAUAAAACAGAAUAAUGAUCUCUUUUAUGUAACAACUUAACUUUCUGACCUCCACACCUUACAUACAAUAACAAAAGUCAAGACUUUAUCACGUGAGCUAUGCCCGAGCAUUUGGAACUUCAACAUCUUGUCGAUCUAUCGGUCGGAAGUGGUGAUGAAUCAAUACCUAACCUAUUGGAAAACAAGAGACCACUUAUCAAAAGAUGCCCCUAUCUUGGAUUACUAUUGGCGACACUUUCAUCCCUUUUCUUCUCGUUAUGCUCUGUCAUCGUUAAAAGUUUAGUAAACAUAGACCCAAUGCAAUUGGCUAUGUUUCGUUUUAUAGGUGUUUUACUUCCAACUAUACCAAUUGUUAUAUACACGGAGCAACCUGUAUUUCCAGAAGGAAAGCGAAUUCUGUUAGUGUUGCGAUCUGUUGUGGGGACAGUGGGACUAAUGCUUAGUUUUUACGCCUUUCGAAACAUGCCCCUGGCUGAUGCCUCUGUAAUAGUAUUUUCUGUACCAGUAUUUGUAGCUCUGUUUGCCAGGGUGUUCUUGAAAGAACCUUGUGGAAUUUGGAAUACAAUCUCUAUUAUAUUAACUUUAGUUGGUGUAGUGUUAAUCACACACCCACCCUUUAUAUUUGGUGAAAGUGAAGCUAUUUCCAACCAAAACUAUAACAGUUUAAGGGGCGCUAUUGCUGCAUUUGUAUCAACCAUAUUCGGAGCCAAUGCUUACGUUUUGUUAAGAGUUUUGAAGGGCUUACAUUUUUCUGUAAUCAUGACAAACUUUGGUGCUAUUGCAAUUAUGCAAACAUUGUUUUACUCUUUCGUGUUUGGUCUUCUGUGUAUGCCUAACUGUGGUACUGAGAGGUUUUUAGUUGUAUGUUUAGCUAUAUUUAGUUAUUUAGGACAGAUUUUGUUGACAAUGUCUCUACAAAUGGAACAGGCGGGACCUGUGGCGAUAGCUCGUUCAGCAGAUAUAGUAUUUGCAUUCUUGUGGCAAGUUAUGUUUUUUGAUGAAAUCCCUAGUAAGUACUCAGUGUGUGGUGCUGUACUGGUACUCAGUUCUGUGCUUCUGGUAGGUUUACGCAAAUGGGCAUUAGCUUUACCAGAGGAUUCACAGUUAAGGAGUAAAUUGGGUGUGUUGGCACAAUAAUUGAUAGAAUAGAGGGUGUUACUUUGCCAAGGUUCAUUUAUUCGUUUUAUUUUGUAUUUUCUGUAAUAAAUAUAAAUAAAAUUAUUCAUUAUUCAUGUUAAUUGAUGAAAAUAUUAAUUGUUAUGUAAACACGAAAAAUAUAUAAUAAAUAUAUUUUUUGUGUUCAUAUUAUAUUGUGAUCUGUGAUGAUUUUGUCUACCCUUAAUGACACAUUGUAUUGUGAUGUAAGUCAUCUUUCCUAAUAUUGUAUAUCAGUAUUAAGUGUUUUAUAUUUUUGUAUUCUUUAAAAUGAUAUUAAUUGUAUGUAUAAUAAUAGGUAAUACUUAAAAGUAUUUACAACUUAAUUUAACUAUAUAAUGCAAAUUUUUGAUUGUUAUUUUAUGUAUAUAUUAUAAUUGGAGCAGUGGCAUAACCAUACCAAUGAGGCCUGUGGUGAUUUUAUUACCCUCCCAGAGAAAUCAUGAUGUAAUAUUUUCUUCAGUGUUAGAUUACUUCAGGCUCACUGGCCCUGUCACAUUUUAUCAGCCCUGUCACCAGCCCUAUGGUUAUGCCACUACAUUGGUCAUAAUUUGGCUGUACAGUAGUUUCUAAACUGAAGUAGCAGGUAUGAAGGCAUAAUCAUAGUUUUUCUCCAGUUACCAGUUUGCUUUGUUUUAGAGAUUUGGGUACUACCAAAGUAUAGUCUAGUAAGUUACCACUAAUAUAAUUAUGUUUGGCUUUUGUAUGAAGCCUGCUGCUUUUCUUGCAUACAUAAUAUUAGCCAUAAUGCUUGAAUAUACAGUUAGAUCAUUUACCAAAGGUUAAAUAUUUCCAAUCUAUUUACUAUAGCUAAAAUAAUUAUUGAUUGCAAAACAUAGAUGUGAAAAAUAACUAUACUAAUUAUUAUUAUAAAUAUUUUUAUGAACUUUAAUUGUAAAUACUUUCAAAGACUGUCAUAUAAAUCUACUAUAAUGUUAAUUAAUAACAAUUGUGUUGUGCUUGUUUGCCUCGAAAUAUUGUGUUGUGUUUAUCUCUAUAUUUAUGUUGACAAGUUGCAAUUAUAUUUCAUAACUGUUAGAUAAUUAUGAUGUUAUACACAUGAUAUCUUCAUUUAUUGGAAACAUUUCUAGUCAAAAAGUAUUUUAGUGUUAAGAUAAUGUAUACAGUGAGAUCAUAAUCGUUCUAGUUAUAAAAAUAUAAUUUCUCUCAUAUAUGAAUAAGCAAGUAUUAAAAUGUUUAUUUAUUACAAUAUACUUAGUUAUAAGUUGUAGUAUUGUUUUAAAACUCUUGUUACAUUGUACAUAACAUAACCUAAGGUAAAUAAUGUGGUUAAAGUACCUAGUUGUAAAAAUAAAUAAAUGAAAGUUUAUAAAUAAAACUGGUACACACAAAAGGUGCAGUAGUAGUUGCAUACACCAUGGUUGAUUUGCUAUUAGCGACCAAAGUACUUACUUCCUCAAUGUAACUAAUGUAAUCUGAAGGUAGACAUCUGUGAUUUUUUUACCGACUUCCAAAAAGGAGGAGGUUCUAUGUUCGGCUGUACGUAUGUUUUUUUUUUUAUAUAUGUCCAGCGAUAUUUCCGUCGUUUGUGGACCGAUUUUGAAAAUUCUUUUUUUUUUGGAAGGGUAUACUUCCAGGGUAAAAUCCUGUGAUCAGUCGUUCUAUAAUCAUCCUACUCUAUGGUCGUUCGUUAAUAAUGUAUUGCACGUUUGAGUAAUGAGUUUAUUAGGGCCUGUUUUUUUUUUGGUUGAUUAAAGAAAGUAACUAUUCUAUUUUGUUGGGUUUAUCUAUUAAAGACCGUGUAAUAUAGGUA